Dalotia coriaria is the source of this 1143-nucleotide messenger RNA. RefSeq lists its product as uncharacterized. NCBI's taxonomy places the organism in Eukaryota, Metazoa, Arthropoda, Insecta, Coleoptera, Staphylinidae. Bases 1 to 1143 code for a protein of 380 amino acids. Gene Ontology annotation, cellular component: cytoplasm. The transcript has a single exon. The record is from RefSeq and is a predicted model, not a curated record. Gene Ontology annotation, molecular function: glycosyltransferase activity.
AUGACACAAGGAAAACCUUUGGAUCUGUAUUGUAAUAUUUGGUUUUCCAAAGGAAUUGAACCGAAAGUCAUAAAAGCAUCACAUAAAUACAUCUGGAACAAAGACUGGAAGUGGAAACCACAUUUGCUUAAUCCAUAUUUGUUUAGUUGUACUUUACCAGCAAAUUGGAUGAUGAAUAAACAAGGACAUUUCCCGAAAGCUGUUUCUCUAAUUGGGGAAAGGUGUCAGAGGACUAGUAAUCUUCUAAAAGUGAAUCACCCUGUGAAAAUUUUAGAAGAAAAUGAAAAAAAUGAUCAAAAUGAACAAAAUGACUUAGAAAAUUUUUCUGAGACUAAAACAAAAGAUUUUAUGGUUUGUGUUAAAGGAUUAGAUUAUCCUGAAGACAUUUCCUAUAAAUUAAUAGAAUGGAUUGAAUUGAUCAGACUUUUAGGCGCUGAUAAAAUCCAUUUUUACAUUUUAAACGUGCAUGAAAACGUCGCUAAAGUUUUAGGACACUACAAACAAGUCGGAUGGAUAAUAACCGAAGGUUUAUCAAUUCCAGGACCUUCAUUACCAUCAUCCAAAAACCGCCCACAAAAAAAACGUCAUGAAUUAAUCCCAUACAAUGAUUGUUUCUAUAAACACCGUGAAGAUUACAAAUACGUAAUCCUCCUAGAUGUCGACGAAAUAAUCAUGCCUAACAUAGGAACAUGGAAGGACCUCAUCGCCAAAAUGCAAAAUUUAAAUCCUGAUAUAAUCGCAAGUACAUUCUCAGUCCCAAAUGCUUACUUCUUCGAUGAAACAUUAAAAAACAACGCUUUGGACAACCCUGAAACUGAUUCAAAACUACAUAUGUUAAGGACAUUACACAGGACAAAGAAUAUAACACAACCGUCACUUUUUAUUAAAGGAUUUCAUAACGCAAGUGAUGUUGUAACAGUGCAUAAUCAUUUUCCAAUUGAGUGUGCACAUGGCAAGUGCACCGAGGUGAAAAUCCAUGAAGACAUCGCCAAGUUGGCGCAUUAUCGAAGUUGUCCUGUGUUACUAGGAGAUAAAUGUCAUGCUCUAAUAGAGGAUUAUGUCAAGGAUGAUGGCAUACUUAGAUUCAAACAUGAUUUACUCCGAAAUAUUCAAAAAAGCGUCAGGGAUAUAAAAUUAUCUUAA